Messenger RNA from Penicillium cosmopolitanum, 1473 nucleotides. RefSeq names its product flavin monoamine oxidase family protein. The transcript is spliced from 4 exons. Lineage: Eukaryota; Fungi; Ascomycota; Eurotiomycetes; Eurotiales; Aspergillaceae. The record is from RefSeq and is a predicted model, not a curated record. Gene Ontology annotation, molecular function: oxidoreductase activity. Bases 1 to 1473 code for a protein of 490 amino acids.
AUGACAACACGAGAGGGAUUUUGUGAUCGAAAGGAAGGUUUCCAGCAAGGGCUUCCAUGCACAGCGACAAUUACCCCGCGAAACAACAUACUAGCUCAUACAUCGGACAUAUUCGAUGUCAUUGUAAUAGGCGCAGGCUACGCUGGGCUGACAACAUGCCGAGACCUUUGCAACUCAGGAUUCAAGGUACUUCUCAUUGAGGCCAGGGACAGAAUCGGUGGAAGAACUUACACCGCCAAUAUCGAUGGCCAUCUAUACGAGAUGGGUGGUACAUGGGUUCACUGGAAUCAGCCUCAUGUGUGGCAUACGAUGCACCGAUACGGAUUGACGGAGCUUCUCAGUAGCGCCCCGGGAGACGUUGGCUGUCAAAAAUUUACCGUGUCUGCCGAUGGGAAGAAGACUGAAUUGAGCCGGCACGAAGAAGAGUUAAUCAUUCAAAGAGGAUUCGAAGAGUUGUUCAACAUCGACGGGAACAGUGGUAGAACAUUGAUGCCCUAUCCACAUGAACCGCAUCAUAAUCCCGAUAUCAAAGCCUACGAAGCGAUAUCCGCAGCCGAGCGCCUAGAGAAAAUAAAGCCUCUCUUUAACGAUAUCGAACUGGCGACACUACAAGCGUGCAUUGGAGCAAUAUCAGGAAAUACCAUGGAAAACACGGGAUUUUUCGAUCUAAUCCGGUGGUGGGCCCUUGGUGGGUAUAGCGCAGCCGGUGUUUUUGAGCUCACUGAGACCUAUAAGAUUGCAGCUGGACAGUCAUCCUUUGCGCGAAAAAUCUUUGAGGAAGCCUUAUCUACGGGAAACUUCCGCUAUACAUUUGACACGGUUGUAAGCACUGUUGAAGAUGAUAGGAUUCUGGUAAAGGUCACCACUUUAUCGGAUACAAGGUGGCUAGCGAAGAGACUAGUGUGUACGAUUCCGUUGAAUGUCUUGUCUCAGGUCCAAUUCGACCCCGCAUUACCACCAACGAAGCUAGCAGCGACACAACAGGGGCACAUUAACUUUGGAGCGAAAGUGCAUUUGGAAGCCGAGGGCUCAGACCUGAGGUCUUGGUCUGGGGCAGCCUGGCCGAGCAAAAGGGUCUUCGCUUGCCAUGGCGAUGGCCUAACUAAUGCGGGGAAGAACACGCAUAUUGUCUGUUUUGGCUCGAAUAAAGAAUUCCCGCAUCCAAGUGGAGACAGCGAGGAAUUUGCCGCGGAGGUCAAGCAAUUGAUGCCUAUGCAAAUCAACAAAGUGAUCUGGCAUAAUUGGCUUAAGGAUCCAUUCUCUCGUGGUACCUGGUGCGUGUUUCCUCCAAAUUAUAGCUUUCAGUAUCUCGAAGCCCUGAGAGAGCGACAUGGGAACAUUCUGUUUGCGAGUGCAGACUGGGCUCUUGGGUGGCGGGGGUUUAUUGACGGAGCGAUCGAAGAGGGAUCGCGGGCCGCAAAGCAAAUCAUAGAUGAAUUAGGCUUUCCCAAGCGAAUCGCUGGUUUGCUGUAG